Molecule: messenger RNA, 1094 nt
Organism: Hordeum vulgare subsp. vulgare (domesticated barley)
Lineage: Eukaryota; Viridiplantae; Streptophyta; Magnoliopsida; Poales; Poaceae
Product: serine/arginine repetitive matrix protein 1-like
Exons: 6
Coding region: 28-876 (282 amino acids)
Source: RefSeq, a predicted model, not a curated record
CCGCGGGAGAGAGAGAGAGAGAGAGGGAUGGCCGCCGUCGCCGGAGCCGGAGCCGGAGCCGGAGGAGGCGACCAGAUGCCGCGCCCGCGCCCUCGCCCUCGCCCGAGGAGGCAGCGGAUCCCCCUCUCCGACCUCACCAACCUCUCCGUCGUCACCCGCUUCCUCAAGCCCAAGGUGAAGCCCCGCACGAGCCCGGCCAGCAGCGCCAGCAGCAUCGGCUCCUCCACUGCCCCCCGCAUCCCCACGCCUCCUCCUCCAUCGGCUCUCUCCGUCGCCGUCUCCGUUGCUGCGGCCAAGGGCAAGGAUAAAGCCACAAGGGAGCUCCAAACCUCCACUACUCAUCUCAACAAGAUUCAAAGGAUCAGUAAACCUAAGGUGAAGACUGGGGGCGUGCUGCCUGGGCCAUCAUCGCCUCCCAGCAAAAACACGAGGAAGAUAGCAAGGAAAGAGCAGCCGCACACAGAGCCUCUGAUCUCCCCCUUAUUUGCCUCCAGCAAAACAAAGGUGAAGACUGGUGGAAAUAUGCUGCCUGACGCAUCAACACUUGCCUGCAAAAAGACGAUGAAGGUAACAAGGGAAAAGCAGCCAUGCAUGGAGCCUUUGAUCUCCCCCGUGUAUCCCUCCAGCAAAACAAAGGCGAGGACUGGAGACGGGCGGUCUGGGGCAUCUUCGCCCUCCAGCAAAAAGACAAGGAAGGUAACAAGCGGGGAAGAAGAGCAGGCAGACAAAAUGGAGCUUUUGGAGGAUACUAGUUGCGACGAGGAGCCCCCGGUGCCGAUGCAGGGUUUCAUCGAGGAGCGCAGGGCCUACUUUGCGGAGGUCGACGCGUUUGAGCUGGUGGAGGAGUUUGCUUCGUCUGGCAGUGAUACAGAGUAGAGGACGCGUAGUAGACAGUAAGGUGGUAGCCUUAGUAAGCAGUGAGCAGUGAGUCGAUGCAUGGUUUGGGACUGUAGGAGUACAUGGUAGCACCCGUAUAUUGGUAGAACUGAAUCCUGAAUCUGAUUCAGUUAGUGAGGGAUAAACGAGAUGUAAAGUUAUUUCAGUAUUUUCGGAGUUGUAUGCCGAGAGACCGGGCUCGGUUCCUCAUGCUUGAA